Molecule: messenger RNA, 1708 nt
Organism: Zea mays
Lineage: Eukaryota; Viridiplantae; Streptophyta; Magnoliopsida; Poales; Poaceae
Product: sec12-like protein 2
Exons: 10
Coding region: 128-1309 (393 amino acids)
Biological process (GO): endoplasmic reticulum to Golgi vesicle-mediated transport
Cellular component (GO): endoplasmic reticulum membrane
Molecular function (GO): guanyl-nucleotide exchange factor activity; protein binding
Source: RefSeq, marked provisional
CAGCCGCGUUAUUAUUCUCGUCUCCAGCCCCCCACACGCGCUCCCCUCCACCGUCCGCCGCGCGUCCCCACCGGCGGCCACCGCCACCGGCCCACCUCCCCGGCGCCCCUUACCCUUCUUUGGCGCGAUGGUAACUCGCGGCGGCGGUAGCCAGUCCUACGGCUUCCCGAUCUACUGCGCCGCCUGGCUCCCGCUCGCCCACAUCAUCAAGCCCGACCCUCCCGCUGCCGAGGCGGAUGCGGAUGACCCCUCCUCCUCCACCCCCUCGCUUCCGAUGGCUGUCCUCGGGGGCGGUGGCGGGGAGGGCCGGAGCGGGGUGCCGAACAAGCUCGUGGUGGCGGCCCUCGCCACCGGGGAAGAGGCCGCGCCGGCUCUCUCCCCCGAUACGGUGGUCGAGGUGAAUAGUGAGGAGGAGGUGCCGUACAGAAUGGCCGUCCACCCGCGUGGCGAUGGCGUGUUCUGUGCCUUCCCCAACGGCUGCAGGUUGUAUCGAUGGGAAUCACAGGAAGGAGAGGGACCACAGAGGUUGGCUUUGGAGCCGGACCAGGAUGCUUUAGCAGAGCUGAAAGAUGUCGGUUUGCAGUUGGCCGUAUCCUUCAGUGGAGAAGGUUCAAUACUUGCUAUUGGUGGUGAAGAUGGGUAUUUAAGAGUUUUCAACUGGCCUACCAUGGGGUCUGUUCUCACAGAAAUCGAUACUAAAACAUCGAUUAAGGAUCUUACUAUCAGUUCCGACGAGAAGUUUCUUGCUGUGAAUAGGAGCAGUGGCCCAUGUAGAGUGUGGGAUUUGCAGUCAUCUGAAGUUGUAGCCAGUCUGCCAAGAGAAACAGGGGAAAUAUUUGGAUUCUGCAGAUUCUCUAAUAAGGCUGACAACAGUCAUGUCCUAUUUAUAACUGUGAUGGAAGGCGAUUAUGGAAAAAUAGUGUCUUGGAAUACUACCUCAUGGACGAGAACCGGAUCAAAGAAAAUAACUCGUGAGGCAAUUUCAGCUUUUGCUGUGUCACCCAACGGUGCUCUUCUUGCAAUUGGAACAAUAGAAGGAAGCAUCAUCGUAGUUGGCUCAAAAGACAUGCGGACACUUGUAACAGUUAAAAAGGCUCAUCUUGGUAUUGUUACUACGCUGACCUUCUCUCAGGAUUCAAGAACAUUGCUGUCAACUUCCUUCGACUCUUCUGCAAGGGUGACAUCUGUUGGGUCUCCAAAGAGUAAUGGAACAAGCAUAUGGCCCAUGCUACUAGUUGUUAUUCUUGCAAUUUUGGUGUACUACUGUACGCAGCACAAAGAAGACAUUUUGGCAAUGUUGCAGCGUUGAGAUAGAUUUCUGUUCAGCCCCUGACUGGUCUACUCUGCUGGACGUAUUAUUAGUGUUGCUUCAGUGAUUGAAGAAAUUUUGGACUUGGGCCAACUUCAUUAUUCUCUCAAGGACAAACAAUACAGCAAAAGGCACUGAGCCCUGUUAUGUUUUGUAGUAAAAAGGGUAAUGUACUUACUCAUGUUGUCGAAGUUUUUGUAAGUUGAUGGCCGCAAGUGAUAGACAUAUGUGGCAAUGUUUCUUCAUGCUGCACUUGUGAAUUGCAAGAUGUUCGCCCCAAGAGUCCAAUAUAGAGAGUUCAGAAACAAAUUUUUUUGGUGUGCGAAACAAUUUAUUAUGUAUGCGUAAUAAAGCUGUACAAAGAAUAUCUAAAAAUGCAGAUAGCUUCUGGGUGCUUAU